Symbiodinium natans is the source of this 348-nucleotide messenger RNA. The record is from the annotation of a GenBank genome assembly. NCBI's taxonomy places the organism in Eukaryota, Dinophyceae, Suessiales, Symbiodiniaceae.
AUGCUGUAUCAGGACUAUUUGAAUUCCCUGCGCUGGGACGAUGUCUCCUGGAGUACCUUGUACAGCUUGCUCGGUGAUCUUCCCGAUGAAGCGCCCCUGGAGAUGUUUCAGUCAGCUUGUAGUGACCAGCUGGACCUGUCCAGCGAUGCCGGAACGCGCAGCUCCAUGGAGAUCUUCAACCGGCCACGGAUAACUUCCUUGGCCACCGAGAGUGCUGCAGGAACCGACCCGGGCCAGGAGCCCCCCAGCCCGGUUGCAGUACCGGUGUGCGCACCCCAACUGAACCUCAAAGGGAGCAGCCUCAUGGGCCGAAGAGGGCGGAACCUGACCCUGAGCACCGGAACGUAA